AUGGAACCCGAAAGAUCAAAACCACUCCACAACUUUUCAUUACCACCCAUGAAAUGGGGAACACAACGUGUACUAAGAUUUGUCAACACCGACCCUUUGCCUCUCAAUCGCAAUUCUCCCCAAACCGACCCUAAUCACAAAAACCAUGAAACCGUCGUUCGUGAAAGAAUCAUGGGUGAUCUAACAGUCGCUGCAACAAAACUUAAAGUUUCUAUUUUUGAAGAAAAUGCUAAUGCUGAUGCUGAUGCUUCUGCAAUUAGGCCUUGGAAUUUGAGAACAAGAAGAGCAGCGUGUAAAGCACCGCCACCACCUUCGCUGGCACCGCCACCGCCGCCUAGGGAGGAAGGAAGAAGGUUUUUUGAUGUUGGGUCUUCUUCACCUUCUUCGCCUGUCAUGAUGAUGAAGAAGAAGAAAAUGGUUAUGGUGGAUGAAAAAGUUAAAUUCUCUGUUUCUCUUUCUAAGGAAGAGGUUGAACAAGAUUUCUGGGCUUUGGCUGGGACUAGACCACCCAGAAGGCCCAAGAAGAGGCCCAGAAUUGUUCAGAGACAAUUGAAUACACUUCUUCCUGGGAUGUGGCUAUCAGAGGUGACUGCAGAGUCAUACAAAGUUUCUGAAGUUCCCGAAUGA
Vicia faba (fava bean) is the source of this 627-nucleotide messenger RNA. NCBI's taxonomy places the organism in Eukaryota, Viridiplantae, Streptophyta, Magnoliopsida, Fabales, Fabaceae. The record is from the annotation of a GenBank genome assembly.